UGUGGAGCGAGCGACACAAGCAUUGUUUUGAUGCGACAUCAUGUAAUGUUGACGUGAUGAUUAGCAAUUCAAAAUACUGAUAAAUCAAAUAAGUUACAUUCUGAACCUGGACUAUAACAUAUCAAGAAACUGGAAAAGGUUACAGCUAGAAAUACGUUUGUGCUGUCCUUGCGACACAGACGACGGCUGUCUCCCAGAGUGAGGCCCAGGCAGGAGCCGGCUGCAGCGGAGCAGGGCACCAUGAUGGAGGGGGGCAUGCAGCUGCUGAACCGUGACGGCCACAGCAUCUCGCACAACUCCAAGCGCCACUACCACGACUCGUUCGUGUCCAUGAACAGGAUGCGCCAGCGCAGCUUGCUCUGCGACAUCGUGCUGCACGUCUCCAACAAGGAGAUUAAGGCACACAAGGUGGUGCUGGCAUCCUGCAGUACCUACUUCCACGCCAUGUUUACAAAUGAGAUGUCGGAGAGUCGCCAGACCCACGUGACCCUGCAUGACAUUGACCCCCAGGCGUUGGAACAGCUGGUUCAGUAUGCCUACACAGCAGAAAUCGUGGUGGGGGAGGGCAACGUGCAGACCUUACUCCCAGCGGCCAGCCUGCUGCAGCUCAACGGGGUGAGGGACGCCUGCUGUAAGUUCCUCCUCAGCCAGCUGGACCCCUCUAACUGCCUGGGUAUCCGCGGCUUCGCAGACACGCACUCCUGCAGCGACCUGCUCAAGUCGGCGCACAAGUACGUCCUGCAGCACUUCGUGGAGGUGUCCAAGACCGAGGAGUUCAUGCUGCUGCCGCUGAAACAGGUAUUGGACCUGAUCUCCAGUGACAACCUGAACGUGCCGUCGGAAGAGGAGGUAUACCGGGCCGUGCUGAGCUGGGUCAAACACGACGUUGACGGGCGCAGGCAGCACGUUCCCUGGCUGAUGAAGUGUGUACGCCUGCCCCUACUGCGGAGGGAUUUCCUCAUGAGCAACGUGGACACGGAGCAGUUGGUGCGUCACCACUCGGAGUGCAAGGACCUGCUCAUCGAAGCCCUCAAGUACCACCUGAUGCCCGAGCAGAGAGGCGUGCUGAGCAACAGCCGCACCCGGCCUCGUCGCUGCGAGGGCGCCAGCCCCGUGCUCUUCGCCGUUGGUGGGGGCAGUCUGUUUGCCAUCCACGGCGACUGCGAGGCCUACGACACGCGGACCGACCGCUGGCACAUGGUGGCCUCUAUGUCCACCCGGCGGGCACGGGUGGGCGUGGCGGCCAUAGGAAACAAGCUGUACGCAGUGGGAGGGUAUGACGGUACCUCCGAUCUAGCGACUGUGGAGUCCUACGACCCGGUCAACAACUCCUGGCAACCCGAGGUUUCCAUGGGGACGCGACGGAGCUGUCUGGGUGUGGCGGUGUUGCACGGCCUCCUGUACUCGGCCGGCGGUUACGACGGAGCUUCCUGCCUCAACAGUGCAGAGCGGUACGACCCUCUGACCAGCACCUGGACCUCCAUCGCUGCCAUGAGCACCCGAAGGAGAUAUGUCCGUGUGGCCACUCUGGAUGGUAGUCUGUAUGCAGUAGGAGGGUAUGACAGUUCCUCACACCUAGCUACAGUGGAGAAAUAUGAACCACAGAGCAACGCGUGGACGGCCAUCGCCAACAUGCUGAGCCGACGCAGCAGUGCUGGGGUGGCUGUGCUGGAGGGCAUGCUCUACGUAGCCGGGGGAAAUGACGGCACCAGCUGCCUGAACUCAGUGGAGCGGUUCAACCCCAAGACCAAUGCCUGGGAGGGCGUGGCGCCCAUGAACAUCCGCAGAAGUACCCAUGACCUUGUGGCCAUGGACGGCUGGCUGUACGCAGUGGGCGGCAACGACGGCAGCUCCAGCCUCAACUCCAUUGAGAAGUACAACCCGCGCAGCAACAAGUGGGUGGCGGCCUCCUGCAUGUUCACGCGACGCAGCAGCGUGGGCGUGGCCGUCCUGGAGCUGCUCAACUUCCCGCCGCCCUCGUCGCCCACGCUCUCCGUGUCCUCCACCAGCCUUUGACACGGGGCUAGGUUCCGGCUGACCUCAGCCCCCGCCUCGGUCACCGCCGCCCCCCGCACAGCCAGGCCCAAGCAAGAGACUUAACUGCUCUGUGUG
Messenger RNA from Oncorhynchus gorbuscha (pink salmon), 2112 nucleotides. RefSeq names its product kelch-like protein 17. Bases 241 to 2016 code for a protein of 591 amino acids. Gene Ontology annotation, molecular function: protein binding. The transcript is spliced from 12 exons. The record is from RefSeq and is a predicted model, not a curated record. Lineage: Eukaryota; Metazoa; Chordata; Actinopteri; Salmoniformes; Salmonidae.